GCUGGUCGGUCCGUGGAUGUAGGCUACCGAGGCUCAGCUUAUAAAUAGCCCCCACAGUGGCCAUUCUUUAACAGUUUGCGUAUCACUCGCCUGGUCUGUGCUGAAUCCGGAGAGAUUUGAGCGCGCCUGUCAAGCCCGUUUUCUUCCCUUGGUGGUGACGCAAGUUGGCAACAACUUGGCAGGCAAGGUAGGAGUUUUUCCUGAUCAACAGAGCCGAGUGUAAAUGAAAAGAGAGGCAUUGUUAGGCUGAUUGAGGUCUUUAUCAGAGGAGAGCCCGCAGAGGCACAGUGUGGUGCUUUCUUUAACUGUAGGCUGUUCAUUAAUGGGACUGCAACUAAUUAUUUUGUAACAAUUCUCUAUUUGGAUCAAAUAAUCAAGCACUUAAAAUGUAAAAAUCACAAGUUAUCAGGACCCAAUUUAGAAUACAGACAAUACAUCCCCAAAUAUUAAGUUUAUGACAGGAAACAGUGACAAUCAGGAUAAUCUGAGAAUUUGUGGAGCUGUAACUAUCAAAUAUUUGUUGUUUUUGUGCCAAUAAUAUAUAUUUUUUUUAGAUAUUUAAAAAAAAAAACUUUACAUUUAAAAAAGCCACCUGUUACAGGCUGUGUAGAAGGGUGUGUGUGUGUGUGUGUAUGAAUGUGUGUGUGUGUUAGGUGGGUAUUCUUCAGAGGAAAGCAUCUGUUCUCCACCUGCCGGCGGGUGAACUGAACCUGUUCUUCCACUUUGUAAUCACAUGAGCUGAGAAGUUUGAGUCAGUUGAUGUUUACUUGCUCUGUAGUAGUUGUCUUCAGCUUGUGGACUCCCUCUUCUCUCAGGGUGAGUGUUUGCUCAGAUUGCUGCUUUAUCCUCCAUCAAGUUGACAUUUGCUGUCAGUGCGUUUUCCUGCAGAUGAGUUUAUCUUUUCUUUUUUAAAGCAUUAUCUCAGAUGCCACUGAUGGAUUGAUCGCAGCCUCCAGGCUAAUUCAUACAGAACGUGGCUGAAGGAGGGAAAUAUGAAGGCUGAUUUGGAGGCUUCCCUGCCUGCUGGUCAGGAGGAUUUUGCAAUCCGGUGCCGGGACGUUUGCCGGUCGUACGGGAAACUGAAGGUCCUCAGCAACCUCAACUUGACUGUACCGCAGGGACAAAUUUAUGGCCUGUUGGGGCCCAGUGGGUGUGGGAAGACCACACUCCUGAAAUGCAUCGUGGGAACUCUGAAAAUCUCGCGGGGUCACAUCUCUGUGUUAGGGAAGCCACCUGCGUUCCCUGGUCACGACGUGCCGGGGAGGAAGGUCGGAUACAUGCCACAGGAGCUGGCGUUGUACAACGAGUUCACCAUUGGUGACACCCUGACCUUCUUUGGCCGAAUCCACGGCCUGACGUCGAAGGAAACCAAGGCACGUAUGGAUUUCCUCAUUGACUUCCUGGAUCUACCUCAGAAGCACAGCCUGGUCCGAAAUCUCAGUGGUGGUCAGAAGCGCAGGGUGUCUCUGGGAGCGGCUCUGCUUCAGAAUCCCGAGCUGCUCAUCCUGGAUGAACCAACAGUCGGAGUGGACCCCGUGCUCAGGGCUAAGAUUUGGCAGCAUCUAGUGGAGAUUGUGAAGACGGGGAAAGUGUCUGUCAUCAUCACCACACACUACAUAGAGGAGGCCAGGCAGGCCAAUGUGGUCGGUCUCAUGAGGAAUGGCUGUUUACUGGCUGAAGGUCCUCCAGAUGCAGUCAUGAAGCAGCACAGUGCAACAACCCUGGAGCAAGCCUUCCUUCAGCUGUGUGAGACGUCAGACCAGAUCGGCUCAAAGCGGGGGUCCAGUCCGCAGGGUGGGCCUUUGGAGAACAGCCAAUCGUUCGAGAGUGGGCGGGACGAGAGUCGGCCAAUUCUCGCAGUCGGACCAGGAGCUGCUGAGGAAACUCCCAAAUAUUCAGCGGACUGGAAGGUGCGAGCCAGACACCUGCUGCCAAAGUGGAGAAACAUCGCCGCCCUGAUGAUCAAAACAAUGGUGCGGAUGAAGAGAAUGCCAGGCUCGUUGUGUUUCCAGUUCUUGCUGCCCGUCAUCCAGGUCUCUCUUAUCUGUUUGUGUGUCGGAGGAGACCCAAAGGGGAUCCAGGUUGCUGUGGUGAACAACGAGACCUCCCCCUCCGCUUACAGCCGAUCACUGCUCUCCUUCCUGGACAACUCCAGCGUGCAGCAGGUGCCCUUGUCCCAUAAAGAUGCUUUCGAUGGGAUCUAUGACGGAGAGUACUGGGGUGUCAUCGGCUUUGGCGAGAAUUUCACCAGUUACCUGACAAAAAGGAUGAUUCAGCGGCAGGUUUCUAGAGAGGUGGUUGAUGGAGGAUCACUACAUGUCUGGCUGGACCUGACAAAUCGACAAAUUGCUGUUAUGCUGCAGAAGAAACUACAUGAGGCCUUUCAGGCUUUUGUGGAUAAUAAGUUGGGCAGAAUGUCGUACCUGGUCUCCCUGCCAAUAAAGUUUGAAGAACCGAUCUAUGGCAGCCAAAACACAGACUUCACCACAUUUGUGACACCUGGAGCUGUUCUCAGUAUCACCUUCUACCUGGCCGUGGGUCUGACAGCUCUCUCCUUUGUCCUGGAGAGGAAGGAGGGGCUUUUGGACAGAUGCUGGGUUGCAGGUGUGAGCUCUCUGGAGACGAUGCUGGCUCACCUCUUCUCUCAGCUGUUUGUCAUCAGCGUUCAGAUCCUCCUGCUGCUCCUCUUCAUACUGCUCGUCUUCAAGAUACCUAAUGAGGGAUCCUUGGUGCUGGUCAUAAUUCUGAUCGUGCUGCAGGGCAUCACUGGCAUCUCGUUUGGCCUCGUAAUCUCAGCCGCAAUCGACGACGAGCAGAAUGCCAACCAGGCCGCCCUGGGGAUCUUCUACCCCAACCUCAUCAUCAGCGGUAUCAUCUGGCCUGUGGAGUGUAUCCCCUAUCCUCUGCGCUACAUCAGCCUAGCUCUUCCUCAGACCUACGCCUCAGAAGCCCUUCGAUGUAUCAUGUACAGAGGUUGGGAUCUGACUCGGAUGAUGGUGUGGCGAGGCUUCGCAGUCACCCUGGGCUGGAACACCUUCUUCAUCGUCCUGGCCACGGUCAUCUUAAAACUGAGGACGUGACCGCCUCGACCCGGAGAACCUUCUUCAGAGUGCAGACUGAGCUGAAACCCAGGAGCCAGUGACUCACCUGGGCCUCCUGUGUGUGGAUGGACUGGGGCAGCAGGGAGCCAGAGGAGGGAGGGAUCACUGUGGUUUAAUGGACUGAUGGGGUUGAAGCAUCAGUCUCCCUCCUCAAAAUGAUCUGUCUCACACCCACGCACGCACACACACACACACACACACACAC
Molecule: messenger RNA, 3306 nt
Organism: Morone saxatilis (striped sea-bass)
Lineage: Eukaryota; Metazoa; Chordata; Actinopteri; Moronidae
Gene: abch1
Product: ATP-binding cassette, sub-family H, member 1
Exons: 20
Coding region: 993-3080 (695 amino acids)
Biological process (GO): transmembrane transport
Cellular component (GO): membrane; ATP-binding cassette (ABC) transporter complex
Molecular function (GO): ATP binding; ABC-type transporter activity; ATP hydrolysis activity
Source: RefSeq, a predicted model, not a curated record